Molecule: messenger RNA, 3996 nt
Organism: Yamadazyma jaroonii
Lineage: Eukaryota; Fungi; Ascomycota; Pichiomycetes; Serinales; Debaryomycetaceae
Source: the annotation of a GenBank genome assembly
AUGAGUUAUCUGGAUGAAAUAGCCCCUGAUGUCAUCACCCCUGACAAUCAGAAUGAUAUGGCUCAACCAUUGAAAUACCUCGAUAAUGUCAUUGCAUUAUAUGACUUUCCUGGAACUCAACCCAACCAUUUACCUUUAACUUUGGGUGAUACUAUUUAUGUCUUAUCCAAGAACGAAAAUGGUUGGUGGGAUGGUAUCACCGUUAGCACAUCUGGAGAGAUCACAAGAGGUUGGUUUCCUAACAAUUACGUCCGUUCAGUGAACUACGUCCAACCAAUUUUGAAUAAAUUGAAAUCUAAUAAGGAAUUGGAUAGUAUAACUGCUGCCAACACUGCUGCUAACGUCUUAAUCCCCAGUUUCACCAGUUACCUCCAAAAGAAUUUAACAGAGGAACGUUCAAGUACAGGUAACUCCAGAAAGAACUCCAUUGUGAGUUUUGCCAGUUCAGAUGAUGGUGAAACUGACCGUAAAGAGAAAGAGGAAAAAGAGAAAGAUUAUGAUCAUGACCAUUUCAACUCAGUCAGUACCAUUGGUACGGCAUUAAUGGAUACUUCAGAGAAUUCCCUUGAUGUUGAUGAUGAUUUCUCCCAUGACCAAUUCCAGAUAACCCCUACUGACGAGGCAGAAAAAUUAGUUAUUGAGUAUAGAAAGACUCAUGGAUCUACACCUACUUGGGUGAGUAAACCAACCAUUGAUGGGAAUUUGAUUUAUUAUUCCAAGCAGUUGGAAAUUUAUUGUACGGAAACUCCAUUGUUCUCCAUUGGUUUGAAAGAUCUUGCCAAUAUAAAUUUCGAAGUUCCUAGUUAUGAUAUCUUGAACGAUACGAAUUUAAUCAUUCAGGGCCAUAAUCUUAACCUUACUGAAGAUGACUUGAACUAUAAUGAUUUGAAAAAUGACACAAAACUCAACAAUUUCUUGAAACGUGAUUCCAACGUUUCUAUAAGUUCAACCAAUUCAUCUAAUUCUUUCAAUAGUUAUCAUCAUUUCAUUCAUCCUUUAUAUUCCAUGGAUGAUUUAUUCUACUACAACCCCACAGACAUUAAGUAUUGGACGGAAUUAAAGGACCAAUUCUUCUAUUUGUUAGACCUCAGUUUCAAAUCCAUCAAAGAUGCCAACAAACAAUUAUUCUAUAAGAACUUUGGUCGUCUUAAUAAACUCAUAUCAUUAUUAGCAUCAUCAGUACGAUUAUCCCAUCAUGAUUUCCAAGACGGGAAGUAUGAAAACAGUAUCAAACGGAAAUUCAAGCGGAUUUAUUCCAGUUAUAGUCAAAUCUAUAUAAAUUCCAUCAUUCAUUUGAGUUACUUACAUUAUGAGAAUUCCAGUUCUGAUGCCCAAUUAUUCAGUUACGACUUAUCUAAGCUUAAUAAGUCCACUUCAAUUUCAAUGUUCAACAAUUCCGUUUCCACCAAUGCAUCGUCUAUUUCCACCCUCAAACAAUUACCUAUUACCACCAUGAGAGAAGAUGAAGAAGAUCAAGAGUUAUCUAAUCUUCAAGUUAUAGAGUUAGAAAUCAAUUAUAUCAAGUUAAAUCUUAGUGGACUUGUUAAGAUCUUUCUUAGGGUUACUAAGGAUAAGAAGUUCAAUGUUAGGGAUUAUGAUGGAUCGGAUAGUUCCGAGAGUGAAACUUUUGAUGAUACCGAAGAUAUGCCUCAACCUCGUCAAAGUACAUAUAUGGAUAAAUCAAGGUUUAAUAUCCUUCCUCAGAAUUAUCCUCGAUUGAUCUUUAAUGAGUUUAAUGGAGGAAAUUGGUGUAAUCCAUUUUUUGAAUCAAGUAACUCCAUUUUCAAUGUUAGUGGUGAUGACCUUAAAAAUAAAUAUCAUCAAAAGAUUCUCAUCAACCGAGGCUCCUAUAAUACUGUGAAGACGGUUAUAGAUGAGUUGAAGGUGUUGAGUCAAGAUACCCUUCAAUUGUUACUGUCAGAGAAUCAGCAUUUGUACUAUAAUAAAGCAUUGAAAGAAGAACGGAACAUUCAAUUGUUAAGACUUAUUUACAAAUAUCUUUUCCAUGCUAGUUCAUUGGUAGAUAUACUUGAAAGUUUUGACUUCACGGUGUUCUGCUUGAUUAAAAGGUAUAAUUCUCAAGAUGAAGAUGAAUCUCAAGCAGUGAUGAAUCGUUUCAAAAAACAACAAGAGAUCCAUGAUGAUGAUGUGGUGAUGUCAGAAGCACCUAAAGAUGACCAUUUCCAAUCCAACUUAACUUUUGAUUAUCCUGUGGUGUUAGAAUUUUUCCAUUUCAAACAACAAUUCCAUUACCUCAUUUCCAACAUUAUUAUGUCCACUCAAUCAUUGACUUUAGAGGACCCCGAUGUAUUCAAAGGAAUGAAAGAAGAAGACAAUCCAUUGUUUUACAAUCGUGAACUCAUGAGAACCCCUAGUCAAAAGGCUACCAUGUUGUUGAAGAAUCUUCUUAUUAAACAAUUGACUAAUAACAAAGGAGAUUCCAUUUCUCUUAACCCAGAUACUUUGAUGGUAUCUUAUUUGAAACGAGGUGAAAAGUAUUUCCAAGACCUUCUCCCAAUCAUCAAGAGUUUAAUUGAUGAAAGAGAAACCAUCAUCAAUUAUGCCACUAGAGUUAUGCAUGAUGAUUUCAAUGGUCAAUUGUUGGUUAUUGAGAGGAAUAACACUAUGGGAUCUCAUGAUUCUAAGGAUGAUGGAGGGUUCAUGACAGGUAAGAAAUCAAGUAAGGAUACUCCAUGGUAUUUGGAAGGAGAUGAUGAAUUCGAUCUUCUUUUGGAUAUGAAAGGUAAUGUCAAAGGAGGUAGUAAAGAAGCAUUGAUUUGUCAUUUGACACAUCAUGACUUAUUCGAUAGUACUUUUAACACCUCCUUCCUCCUAACCUUUGGUAGUAUGAUGUCGGUCAAUGAACUUAUCAAUUUCCUUAUCCUUAGAUUUAAUAUCGGUGCCCCUGAGGGGUUGAGUUACGAAGAGUAUAAUCUUUGGAUUUCAAAGAAACAAAACCCAAUGAGGAUCAGAGUGUUAAAUAUUAUGAAGCUUUUAUUAGAAAAGUAUUGGUCUAAAUCUUAUUAUAGUGAAACAUUGAUGGACCGUUGGUUAUCAUUCUUACAAAAUAGUAAUGUUCUGACAUUUUCAAUAUCCAAAACCUUGAUCAAUCAUCUUCAGAAGUUGAAGAAAGGUGAAGUGGUUAUGAUUGAAAGAGAACCAGCUAUCCCCAAGACACGUACACCUGCUCCUUUAGUGAGACCUUCAUUGGUGAAAAAAUUGAAAUUGUUAGAUAUCGACUAUGUGGAAUUGGCUCGUCAAUUGACUAUCAGAGAAUUCAAAUUAUAUUCUAAGAUCACUAAAUAUCAGUGUUUGGCCAAAGUUUGGGGGAAAAAAUCAGGAUUGAAUGAGAAUUUCGAUAAUAUCACUGACUUCAUUAAAUCUUCUAAUCAAUUAACUAACUUCGUGUCAUAUAUGAUCUUGAGGAAGGACGAUAUCAAGAAGAGAGUACAAAUUAUUCGUUAUUUUGUUCAAGUGGCAGAAAAAUGUCGUCAGUAUAAUAACUUUUCGUCCAUGACAGCUAUCAUCAGUGCGUUGUAUUCAUCACCAAUUCAUAGAUUGAAGAAAACCUGGAACUUUGUGUCAACUGAUACGUCCACCCAUCUUCAAAAUAUGAACAAAUUAAUGAACAGUUCUAGAAAUUUCAACGAAUAUAGAGAUGUGUUGAAAUUCAUAGGUUCAGAACCUUGUGUACCAUUUUUCGGAGUUUAUUUAAGUGAUUUGACUUUCAUUUAUCAUGGUAACCCGGAUACUUUAUUGAAUCGUUCUAGAAUGUUGAAUUUCUCCAAGAGAGCUAAAACCGCUGAUAUUUUGAUCGGUUUAGAUAGAUUCAAAAAUACCGGUUAUAAUUUACUAUUAGUACCAGAGAUUCAAAAAUAUUUGGAAGGAUGGUUCGAUAAGUGUCCAACUAUCGAUGAACAAUAUCAAUUAUCAUUGAACUUAGAACCUAGAGAGAACGACAGUUCUAAGAAGACUUUCCCUUUUUCGAAGAAUUAA